AUGGAAGGUGAACCAGAACUACAAACUAUAACAGUGCGUAAACGUAGAAAUUUAUCAAAAAAUAGAGGACAGGCAACAAGACAAAGAGAAAAAACUCCAGAGCCAGGUAGAGUGCCUUACGAAGAUACUACUUCUGAUGAUGAAGAAAUGCAUCCGAAUCGUACUUCAAGAGAAAUUGAAGCUGAUAAUACUUACGAAGAAAUGAAACGAUUAGUCCAACAACAGGCUAACGCUAAGGAUCCAGUAUAUGACAUAGAUACCGAUGAGAUUCUAGAAGCCAGAGCAAUAGCAGCAAAUGAAAGAAGACGAAGAAGUAUUUCACCUUUUGCUUUACCAGAUAAAGAUGAGGGUACCAAAUUAGAAAGAAAAGGAAGUUUCAUUGAUCCUGGUAAUAGGUUGCUGAGUACAAAUUUUACUUUGAGUUCUAAAGAAGAAAAUUCAAAUCGUCGUGGUUCUUUGACUAUUGAUACACCACCUCCUUCAUCACCAAAAGACCAGUCUCAGUUUUUCCCAGCGACACCAAAAAAAUUGGAAGAAAACACAGUUUAUCCCAAUGAAGUAAAGAAAGUAACUGAUAAAAUGGAUAAAAAUAAAAUAAGUCCUAAAAAAGAAGAUCCUACGGAAAAUGAAAAGGAAAAAAGACAAAUCACAAAAAAAUUAGCUCCUGGAGAACUGGUCACUAAAGUAAUACAAGUAGAAAGAUCGCCCAGUAAAAAAUUAACACCAGAUCAAAAACCUGUUGUAGAAAUAAGAGAAAGAGUUGUAAGGACACCAAGUAAAAAGCUAUCUGCUGAAAAUAAGCCAGUCGUAACAAAACAAAUACCUUCUAAGCAGACAAAUGAACCGCAAAAUAAAGUGCCACCUGUCAAGCCAGCAAGAAGCAAAUCUUCGUCUAGAUUAGUGAGUAAAACUAGUGAAAGUGAAAUGAGUGAAGACCAAAUAAGUCAACAAAAUGUUAGACGCAAGGUAGUACCUACACCUCGACGUUUUAUGAAAAACAAAUCCCCCCGAGCUAAUCGCUCACACUCAGUAGCUAGAGUUGAUGGAACAAAAGACUUAGAUAAAACUGGCACGGGAAUGAGUCAGACAAGUAGGGAAAUAAUAGAACUAAUGCAAAAAGCUAGAGCUCGUAGUUUAUCUAUACCAAAAGAAGAUCCUAGGGUUCCAUCAGAAUAUAAACAAUAUAGCAAAGUAUUGCAGACGCCAAAUAAAACUCCUGUAAAUUUAAGACACACAAGAGGUAUAUCUUGUCCAAAAACUAUACAAAUUAUAAGCGAUAGAGAAAUUUUAGCUGGGUUAACCCCGCAGCCAAGAGUAAAGCAGGAAUAUGAAAAACACAGUAGACACAGUUCAGGUUACGUCGACGCUAGCCAGUCAGAAUACACUUCUAGUUGCUAUUCUAGUUCACCAAGUGAAAAUGAAUAUGAAUUUGAUUUGCUUGAAAGGUCAGCUGAAUUGACUCACAAACUCAAUCUUUUGAGCCAAGAAGAAGAAGAUAAAGAGACAAAAAGUAACAUAAGUUUAGCUCAAGAUAACAGUGUCAAACAGGAUGCUCCAAAAUCUGUACUUAGGAAAAGGUCAGUUGCGGAUAAAAAUUUUGCGAUAAAGAUUGGAAAAGAGCAUUUAGAUGAUAAAAAGGAAUCUCCAAAAACUAAAAGAGAUACAAAAAAGAAAUCUGACAAAACUUCAACGCGAUCACGCUGGCAACUUAUAGCAAAUUGGCAACAAUUUAUAAGUGAAAACAGAAACGAUUAUGAUAAAAUUAUGUCGUUAAAGAAUAGGUGUAUUUGUGAUCUGUUAUUGCUUAUUAUAAUGUGUGGUCUAGGAGGGAUGAUGUUUAAAACGUUUGAAGGAUCGUUUGAAAACGCUUAUAAAUGUGGCACUAGGAAUGUUAAAAGAGAUUUUAUUGACAGCUUAUGGCGUGAAAGCUAUCGCUUAAGAGAGGAAGAGUGGAAAUCUUUGGCGAGAAGAAAGCUAUACGAGUUUGAAGAACAACUUCAUACAGCUCAUGAAGCUGGCGUGACGUCCUAUAGCGGACUAAGAUCUUGGAAUUUCAUGAAUUCCUUUGUCUAUUGCUUGACAUUAGUAACAACUAUUGGUUACGGUCACAUUGCUCCCAAAACAACAUACGGUCGAGUGGCUACGAUUGUCUACGCCAUUAUUGGUAUACCAUUGUUCCUGAUUGUUUUGGCCGACUUUGGAAAGCUUUUUACGAGAAUAAUUAAAUUCUUUUGGGCUUUUAUUCGGCGAUUUUACUACACGAGAAGCUGCAGAAGAGUGCGAAGAACAGUACCAGUACAGGAAGUGAUGAAAGGACUUAAUAUAGUAUACGACGUGGUUCGUCGGCCAUCACAAAUAUUUUCUGAAGAAGAUGGAGAUGGAGAAGUUUCUGUUCAUGUUCAACCGCCGCCAGUAGAAAGAAAGUUGAGUGACGUACCACCCCCACUACCCCCAAAACCUGGAACUUUAAGUUUCGAAAACGUUACUGAACCAAACACGCCCGCUCCGUCAGUUUUUGAAAUAGACGAUGAGUUCAAUUUACCUAUAUCCGUAGCCAUAUUCAUUUUAGUUGUAUACAUUAUAAUUGGUGCUGUGGGUUACAAUUUUUGGGAGACAUGGAAUUUCUUUGAAUCUUUCUACUUUGUGUUUAUUUCUAUGUCGACAAUUGGUCUAGGUGAUUUGGUCCCCGACCAUCCUAUGUUCAUGAUGGCAUCUAUUCUAUACUUAGUAUUUGGUCUUGCCUUAACAUCUAUGUGUAUAAACGUAGUUCAAGUAAAAUUAUCUGACACUUUCAAACAAGCUAGUGCUAAGCUUGGAGCGACUAUCGGUCUUAAAGUGGCCGACGAAGAUGGCAGUUUAGUGCCUAUCACACCACCUCCAAUAGAAAUACCUGGUGUCCAUAAACCAAAAUGUAAUCCGGAAGAUAUUAAAAGUAAAGAAAAAAAAGAAAAUGACGCUAAAACUGCA
Messenger RNA from Brenthis ino (lesser marbled fritillary), 2967 nucleotides. NCBI's taxonomy places the organism in Eukaryota, Metazoa, Arthropoda, Insecta, Lepidoptera, Nymphalidae. The record is from the annotation of a GenBank genome assembly.